Cooperia oncophora is the source of this 261-nucleotide messenger RNA. The record is from the annotation of a GenBank genome assembly. NCBI's taxonomy places the organism in Eukaryota, Metazoa, Nematoda, Chromadorea, Rhabditida, Trichostrongylidae.
AUGGAUCUUGAGUUGCCACUGAAACGUCGUCCCAAACAAACUGCAGAAACGGCGGAAUCAGGGUCGUUUCCAUCAGACGUGACCAGCGCGUUUGCUGAUGCAACCUUUCAUCCGAUGCCACUGAAUUCACCACUGGAUGCCACGGCUGUCCUCAGCACAUCCACUAAUGGUAUUCUUGCAGAGUCAUGGCAUUUCCAGAAAACUCGUAACAUGAUCGAUUCUUAUCUUUUAGAAAAGACAAACCACAGGGAAGGUUGGUGA